Linum trigynum is the source of this 1386-nucleotide messenger RNA. The record is from the annotation of a GenBank genome assembly. Lineage: Eukaryota; Viridiplantae; Streptophyta; Magnoliopsida; Malpighiales; Linaceae.
CUUCAGAACUAUGACAGAGGGAAACAUUCAAAUGCAACCCAAUAAUCUUUCUUGUCAUCCACGGCACUACUACUGCCCGUGGCAAUAUGACGAAUUUCCUUUUUCUUACAACCCGCCAUCUCGAGAACCAGGCAUUGCCAACUUGCUUUGGUGCUGUUUCUGCAAAGAAAGUGCUUCAGAGCCAUCUUUAGCUGUACCUGAUGCUGCAGGUUCUACAGUAUCCUGAAAUGCGAUGAAUAUUACCAGGAAAAAGGGACAUAAUCAACGCCUGAUGUGGAUUCUUCGUACUACUAAGGUCCUUGGUAAACUAAAUAAUUCCUGAUGGAAAUCCCUUUUCAGUAGAAGGCAGAGCUAACAACAGUAUGUUCCUAAAUCAUAGGUCAUUCUAAUGUAAAUGAAGCUCAUUUAGCAUUACAACUACUCUUUAUUGACUAAUACAUAAUAAAUUAGUAAAGCGACACCUCCUUCAGUCUCUGGCUCCGGCGGCAGCAUCAUCUCCAGCACCGUCAUCGGAGUCGACAGGGUAUAUUUUAGAGUCUGGUGAAGGACCAAAACGGUCCUUCAGCCAGAGGUAAAUAAAGAGAAGAAAGAAACCCAUUACAAUGGUUCCGUAAAAAAGAGGGAAGAAGGGAGGUACUGAUGAUUCUUCAUCGUUUGAAGAAGAAUUAUCAGCAUAAUUGUCGAUUGGGUAGAAAGACAUUUUUUUUGUUUUGUUUUUUGUUUACGGUGGUAUUUGAGUAUAUGGAUAACGAGAAACAGCAACCAUUUAUAGGCGCCGGAGAUUGGGAAGAGAAGAGGGAGAAGAGGAGGAGUAGGAAGAAAGAAACAGGAAACUCUGUUUUCCAUGGAGGAAAAUCAGAGUUGUCUCUGUUCCCAGUCGAGAAGAAGAUGAAGGAGAGAAGCAAGAAGAAGAGUGAGGGGAAAGCAGGGAAAUCGUUUUGGAGGCUGAGAAAGAUGAUUCUGUGAGCAUCCCCAGAGGAGAAGGAGGAGAAGAAGAGACGACUGGUGCACCCAAAAUCCGUUAGAAAGAAGCUCAACCCCAUGACCUAAAUAUAUCCAGUGGAGCACGUUAAUGACCUGAAUUGAGACCUGAGAGCGACGGAGGACAGUUUGGGGGGAUGAUGUGAGCUGCCAGCGGCGACGGCGACGGGGAGAUUUGGGCGGCGGCCGGGAGGGAGAUCGGUGGAGAGGAAAAGGGGGAGAAAAUACAGGAAGAGAAAUAAAAACAUUCGCGCGAAGCUUGGAAUGUUUUAAAAUCUUUCCAAAUUAAGCCUUCUGUAUGCUGCUGGAAAAAAUGACAGUUGUAAAACAUACUGAGAAUUUGUCAAAUUUUUUAGUGUUCUUCAGAAGCAUUUAAAAAAGGGUAAAUACAAUUUAAUAUUCAAA